AAAAACGUACACAAUAGAAGAGCAAAUAAACAGAGAAGAUAAUCUACGUCCACAAAGACAAAACUGUUUGUGUGUGAAAAAGACCGGCCACAGGGAGGUGCCAGAGACAAAGACGAGCACAGGCAAAACCACACGACAAACUCUGUAAACUGUCUGGAGACAUUGGUAAAUUGUUUCAGCCAUGAUAAUCUGAGCAGAUGUGAAUCAUGGACAUAGAAGCACCUGCUGCUGCACCUCUGAACCUCUUAUCACAGAGAUUUAACCACAGAGCUGCUGUGAAGUCUGAAAAAUGUUGAGCUGCAUGUGACAAACCUGCUGCAGCCUAGGAUCAAAACUCAAAUGUUAAGUCCAUUUAUAAGUCAUUUUUAAAAAUGGCUGCAAUCCACACACUUACAUAGGCCAUGAACCUGCAGGAAUGUGAAGAAUGUGGACCCGGUGUCACAAAGGUGGAGCAGGCAGUCACGCCCAAGCUUUCAGGGAGGGUGCAACUGUCAUCGUGGUGUGAUUCAGAGACUUAAGUCCUCUGCUGGGCUCUGGUGGUCAGUGAGAAUGUUAGCACUCACACAGUGCUUGUUUUCAUUCAUUAAAAAUAGACAUAUAUAAUGUUACGGUUUUUAGCUUUUAACCACACACAGAAAAGCUGCUCAUGAAAGUUAGCUAACAGGCUGCAUCUCCACAGACCUGUUUGGAGUGUUAUGGUUUCUGUAAGAGUUCAAUCACUGUUGGACUUUGACAUUUGAAUUGACUUCAGUCUGUUUGACAUUACAGCCACUAAAUACAUAGACUGUAAUGAGAAGAGACAGAAGGACAUCAGCUGAGGCACAGUCAAACCUUUUUAAUUCUUCUUCUUAUUUAUGUUCUUUAUUGCAGUUCGUGAAUAAGGACAUGUUUGCAGAUGGACAGGAAUGAGUUCCUGCUGGUUCCUGCAGCCAAGCCCAGCGAGUGACAGAUAAGAAACAAGGGAGAGCGCAAGAGGGCGAGAGUGAUAAGAGCACAGUGAGAGAGCAGGAAGGCGUGGUUCUGGAUCAGUAGGUAGAACCAGUUUGUGAAGUCAUGGGUGUGAAACUCCGGGCAGGUGUCUUGCUCCAUCACACCUCACUGCUCUCGGGUCUGAAGAGACGAUUAGAAGAAGAAGAAGAUGCCGCUCGAGUCCUCGCUGUCCUCUGGACGCACCUCCGGAUCCAAAUCCAUCCAGGCCGUGGACACCCAGUCAGAUGGGAAGUCCUACGAGCAGCUCAGGCAGGAAUGUCUCCAGCAGGGCGUUCUCUUCGAGGACCAGGACUUUCCUGCCACAGACUCUUCACUCUUCUUCAGCCAGAGUGUCCCGGUCAACAUUGAGUGGAAAAGGCCCACGGAGAUCUGCCAAAACCCGCAGUUCAUUGUGGGAGAUGCCAACAGGACGGACAUUUGUCAGGGACAGCUGGGAGACUGCUGGCUCCUGGCAGCCAUUGCGUCCCUGACCCUGAAGAAAGAUGCACUGGCCCGAGUUGUGCCCCACGACCAGGACUUUGGCAAUAGAUACGCUGGAAUCUUCCAUUUUCAGUUCUGGCAGCACAACCGCUGGCUGGAUGUGGUGGUGGACGACAGAUUGCCGUCAGUGAGGAACGAGCUCAUCAUGCUGCACUCUGCCUCUAAUGACGAGUUCUGGAGCGCCCUCCUAGAGAAAGCCUACGCCAAAAUGCAUGGAAGCUACGAGUCUCUGAAGGGGGGCAGCACCAUGGAGGCCAUGGAGGACUUCACCGGAGGAGUGGGAGAAACGUAUGAAACCAAGAACGCUCCAUCCAACCUCUUCGCCAUCAUGAAGAAAGCUCUUGACCGAGGUUCCAUGAUGGGCUGCUCUAUUGACAUCAGCAGUUCUGCAGAGUCUGAGGCUAAAACCACCACUGGACUGGUGAAGGGACAUGCCUACUCCAUUACUGGUCUGGAAGAGGUGACUUAUAGAGGACAGAAGGUCAAGCUGAUCCGGAUCAGGAACCCCUGGGGUCAAGUGGAGUGGAACGGACCCUGGAGUGACAACGCCAGAGAGUGGAAUUACGUGGACCAAGCUGAGAAGAAACGAAUUCUACAGAAUUCCAUGGAGGACGGGGAAUUCUGGAUGGAGUUUGAGGACUUUAAGACAAACUACGACAAGGUGGAGAUCUGCAACAUGACGCCCGAUGCUCUUACAGACAACACCAAACGUCACUGGGAGGUUAGCCUGUUUGAGGGGAACUGGAUCCGUGGCUCCACUGCUGGAGGCUGCAGGAACUUUAUUGACACCUUCUGGACCAACCCUCAGUUUAAGCUGCUUCUGGAGGACGCUGAUGAUGAUGACGACGACGUCUGUAGCGUUGUCAUCGCUCUGAUGCAGAAGAACCGAAGAAGACUGAGAAAGGAGGGUAUGGACCUGGAGACCAUUGGCUUUGCCGUCUACCAGGCUCCAGACGAUGAGGAUCAUCAAGGUAAAGACUUCUUUCGCUACAAUGCCUCCAAAGCCCGAAGCAGGACCUACAUCAACAUGAGGGAGGUGUCGGAGCGCUUUGCGCUGCCUCCUGGGAAGUACCUGCUGGUUCCCACCACCUUCAAACCCCACCAUGAGGCUGACUUCCUGAUCAGGAUCUUCUCUGAGAAGAAAGCUCCAUCGCUGGAGAUGGGAACCAACGUAGACGCAGAUCUUCCUGAUCCUCCAAUGCCCAGCGCUCCAGAAGAGGAAACAGACGAGGAAAGAGAUCUGAGGAGGCUGUUUGAAAAACUGGCUGGGGAUGACCAGGCCAUUUCUGUGAGAGAACUUCAACAGAUGCUCAACGGUGUCCUCAGCAGACGUAAGGAGAUUAAAUUUGAAGGUCUGAGUCUCAGCACCUGCCACAGCAUCAUCAACCUGAUGGACGUGGACAACACAGGGAUGCUGGAGUUCCAGGAGUUCAAGGUCUUCUGGGAAAAGAUGAAGAAAUGGAUCAUGCUCUUUUUGUCCUUCGACACCGACCGCUCGGGCAAAAUGUCAUCCUACGAGCUUCGCAGCGCCCUCAAAGCUGCAGGGAUGCAACUGAACAACAAGCUGUUACAGUUGGUCGGCCUCCGCUUCGCUGACCAAAACUAUGACAUCGACUUUGACGACUACCUCACCUGCAUCGUCCGUCUAGAGAACAUGUUUCGAGCCUUCCAGGCCAUGGACCAGCAAAACAGAGGUCGGGUCAGGAUGUCCAUGAUGCAGUUCCUGAUGCUGUCAAUGAAUGUGUGAGGAGCAGCGUGCAGCACCAGCAGGAGGAGCCACCGGAAGAACAAAAAACACUUUUUUUUUAAACGUGCAGCAUCCAAAAUGCUCAAGCUGUGAUCAAAACAUCCCAGGUUAUUAAAGUUUGUUAAUCACACAGACGUGUGACGGCUCUUGUCUAUAAACUGACCUUUGGACCAAAGAUUUGUAUUUUCUUCUCUCUGUGUGAAUAAAAAGUUUUCAAAAAAACAUCUGAUUAUUUUAUAAGUGACUAAAUCAAACAUAGAUCCAUUUAAAAAUUUUAGUCUAACCACUAAAUAAA
Messenger RNA from Cynoglossus semilaevis (tongue sole), 3512 nucleotides. It is a transcript of the gene capn9, whose product is annotated as calpain 9. Gene Ontology annotation, biological process: proteolysis. NCBI's taxonomy places the organism in Eukaryota, Metazoa, Chordata, Actinopteri, Pleuronectiformes, Cynoglossidae. Bases 1139 to 3217 code for a protein of 692 amino acids. Gene Ontology annotation, molecular function: calcium-dependent cysteine-type endopeptidase activity; calcium ion binding. The record is from RefSeq and is a predicted model, not a curated record. Gene Ontology annotation, cellular component: cytoplasm. The transcript is spliced from 21 exons.